Molecule: messenger RNA, 639 nt
Organism: Geodia barretti
Lineage: Eukaryota; Metazoa; Porifera; Demospongiae; Tetractinellida; Geodiidae
Source: the annotation of a GenBank genome assembly
CGGGCGAUCCACGACGGGCUACAACCCAACACCUUGCUUCUGCUGGAACAUCCUCACGUUUACACCCGGGGCCGACUUUCAAAGCCCGAGCAUAUCCCCCUAUCCCCUGAAGACCUGGUGGCACAAGGCAUCGAUGUGGUGGAGACCGACCGGGGCGGCCAGGUAACCUACCACGGCCCUGGCCAGUUAGUCGCCUACCCCAUAGUUAACCUGCGCGACUGGGGUGGGCCGCUAAAGUACGUCCGCAAUUUAGAGCAGGUUAUUAUCUGUGCCCUGGCAGACUUCGGUAUCAACGCCGGUGUCGAGCAAGGUUUGACCGGUGUGUGGGUCGGAAACGCAAAGAUAGCUGCCAUUGGGGUUAAAAUCAGCCGAGGCGUUGCCCACCACGGCUUCGCGAUCAAUGUAGACCCCGACCUCUCGAAGUUCGCCCAAAUAGUCCCCUGCGGCAUAACCGACCGGCGGGUAACGUCAAUGGCUCAACUGUUGGGAGCUAGUACGCCGGAAAUGCCUGCCGUCCAACACAGCGUGGCCCGUCGCUAUGGGCGGGGCAUGGGGUACCGGAUGGGUAGGAUUCGCAAUUCAUUGGUGGGACAAUUAGCCUCACCUGGCGGAUCGGAAAUGCGUACCACUGUUGAAUGA